AUGUGCAUUUUCGCGCACGCGGUGUGGUCUACGCUUGCGGCCUUCGUCUUUUGCAAGGUCUUUUCCAACCUACAGGAUGGCUAUGCGCGCUUCUCUCGAAGGGCUUCAACCACGCGCGCUCAUUUCCUCCUGGUUCGUGCUCGUUGCUUGGCUUGCAUUCAGAAAGUUUUGUUUUCUAUAGGCUUGAGCACCCCCGCAGUCUUACACAACCACCUUGUUUUGCUUGGCUUCAUCUCUCCUGCAGGACCUGCUGAAGCUCUGCGGCGCGCGCGCUGUCGUGCGACUGCCUCCUUCCUCUUGCACCUGUGCCUUUACGCGCCGGCGCUCCUUGCCUUGGCCGUUGCAUUGAGUGCCUUCGCUGUGCUGUAUAUGGCGUGCUGCUUGCUGCGCUAUACGCUGGGGCGGCUACUCUACGGUGCUGACCAGGCGCAACAAUGCUGCGCGUCUGCCGCUCCGCCCCCGCUGACUAACGAAGGAUUCCUUUGCACUGAUGAAGACGCGGAUUAUUUCGUGGAGGUCUUGCCUUUUCGUCUGCUGCCCCUGCCCCUUGGCUCCAACACGGGACAGCUAUCAUUGGUGUUCCUGCUCACCGAUCCAGCAUUCGAAGGUCAUUUACUGCGAGCUCUCCAUGGACUUUCUUCUGUUCCUGCAUUUUCUUUCGUGCUGCUGCUGUCUCAUUCUGCACGGUCCAAUUGGAACUUGCUUUGCAGCCUGGAAGCAACUUUGGUCGGGGACGCCUCGAGUUUGUGCGCUGCCAUUGUGCCCGUGCUUCGGCCAAUCCUGCCUGAACAGCUGCGAAUCUUGAGCCUGACCACGGGCCAUGCCUAUAUACCAUUCGCCCUCGAAGCACCUGCCCCGGAUCAACCCUUGCCCGCCAUAUGCCAGGAUGCGUGUGGGGCUUGGAGCUGUGGUUUCCUCACCCCCUACAUCAUGGAACCUGCCCCUUCGGAGCCAAUGGCACUUUGCGAGGCUACUUUGGAUGCUGCUGCAGAGGCUGCGACUUCUGAGCCAAGUGCUACCCGCAACAAUGUUCCGGCCAUCGCUCCGACACCGGCUACUUCUGAGCAACGUGCCUGUGGCAACCUUCUGAACUGUUCUGCAGAACCGGAUCUUUCUGACCCAAGUGACACUCACAACCCUCUGGACACAGCUGCAGAAACAGCCACUUCUGAGCAAAGUGCGCUGGACAGCAUUGAGGAUAUUGUCGCGCAGAGCUUCCAACAUGAUGCGAAUUCCUUUCUUGGAGCUCUCGGCUGCUUGGCCCCUUUUUCCUUCGAGGUGAUGCUUGCUGCUUUGAAUGAGUCGCGAUCCAUUGAUUGCCCUUCACUGACAUGGGCCCAGGUGUCGGCUCUAGUUUCCUGUCUCGUUGCGGCCCUCCCUCAGGGCAUCAUCAUCCGCAACCUCGACCCCGCGAUCACUUGGUGGGUUGCGGGUGGUGGCUACCAUCGACACGUUGCAUUCUGGGAUGUAUCUCCGUACCUCUUCUUGGAGCGAGAUCCAGAAGGACGCUACCGCCCAUUGAUGCACUUGCCACUUUCCAUGCAUCCCGACAUGUCACUUGAGCUCCAACUUUCCACGUGUUGGAUUGCAACUUGCGAACCACCCCUUCGGGCAACGGUGCCUGGCAAUUGCUUCUUUGCAGCGCUCGGCUAUGAUCGCAAUGUCCUUCUCACGCUUGCGCUGCAAGCUGCGUACGCGCUGCCACUGCGCACGAGGGCCCGCAUCGUGCAACGUCUUCUGACCUUGCUGGUGCCUGGUACUUGGGUCAAUGCUUUGGAUGCUCAGAUCUUCGUCAACCUCCUGCCAGCUUGGUUCCCCAAUGGCCUGUUCAUCUUCAGUGCUGAAGGUCUGCUGCUGCAUUUUCGGUCUUCUCAAGCACCAGAGAGCCUGCUCCCCGAGGACCGGUCGCUUCUGUCCCCGUUGUUUUGA
Molecule: messenger RNA, 1929 nt
Organism: Cladocopium goreaui
Lineage: Eukaryota; Dinophyceae; Suessiales; Symbiodiniaceae
Source: the annotation of a GenBank genome assembly